This is a messenger RNA of Phytophthora nicotianae INRA-310, 654 nucleotides long. Its product is annotated as malate synthase A. NCBI's taxonomy places the organism in Eukaryota, Oomycota, Peronosporomycetes, Peronosporales, Peronosporaceae. The transcript has a single exon. Gene Ontology annotation, cellular component: cytoplasm. Gene Ontology annotation, molecular function: malate synthase activity. The record is from RefSeq and is a predicted model, not a curated record. The coding region runs from base 1 to 654 and encodes 217 amino acids. Gene Ontology annotation, biological process: glyoxylate cycle.
AUGCUUUAUUUCUCAUGGGAUUUCACAAAGAAUGCUAAUGCCUGGCACCACCGCUCGGAUCCACGCGGGUCGAAGUGGGGCUACCCAAUACUGCUUGAUGCUGCUAAGUGUUGCGGAGGUCUUCGUGCUCGACGCUUAAAUGUUGUUGACUGUCGACACCUGGCCGAUCGCCGCGUCGAGAUCACGGGUCCCGUGGACCGUAAGGUGGUCAUUAACGCGCUCAACUCGGGCUCCAAGUGUUAUAUGGCCGACUUUGAGGACUCGACGGCUCCCACGUGGUUCAACCAGGUGGACGGCCAGGUCAACCUCAUCGAUGCCGUUCGCAAGACCAUCUCGUACACGCACCCGCAGACAGGAAAGAAGUACAUGCUCAACGACAAGAUGGCUACGCUACUGGUGCGUCCGCGCGGCUGGCACCUGGACGAGGCUCAUGUGCUCGUGAACAACCAGAUCAUGUCUGGCUCGCUGUUCAACUUUGGUCUCUACUUCUUCCACAACGCACACGAGCUGCUGGCGCGUGGCUCGGGCACAUACUUCUACCUGCCCAAGCUGGAGCACCACUUGGAAGCCAAGCUGUGGAAUGACGUGUUUGUGGCUGCUCAAUUGAUACAACCCGCAAUGGUGACGGUAUUUUACUCGUGGAAAAUAGUUUGA